Molecule: messenger RNA, 3232 nt
Organism: Micropterus dolomieu (smallmouth bass)
Lineage: Eukaryota; Metazoa; Chordata; Actinopteri; Centrarchiformes; Centrarchidae
Product: cyclin-dependent kinase 17-like
Exons: 17
Coding region: 399-1979 (526 amino acids)
Biological process (GO): protein phosphorylation
Cellular component (GO): cytoplasm; nucleus
Molecular function (GO): ATP binding; protein kinase activity
Source: RefSeq, a predicted model, not a curated record
GCUGUUUCCCCGCUGACAUUUUGAUGACACGGCUGUGUGGUGGCAGUCAGGCAGAGGACACAUUCAGAUCAACCAGUAAUCACCAUCGUCUCUCACACUGCCAUGGUCUGUGCAAACGAAAAAACAACAGCAGCGCUUCCUAUUUUCUACCGGGAGUGAAAGUUUAAAGGAUAAAAAACAAAACCAUGCUACUGGACGCUACAAUCCCGCGGAUGUAAGCGACAUUGAAGACCAGAAAGUAGCCACCACCACACCGAAACCACGAAGACGAAGCAGUCGGUGUUUUUUUUCCACGCUCGGAGGGAAAGACGGCAUCCGGCCAGAGAAGAAGCUCCGAGGUCGGGGACUCCGGUCGGAGUACCGCUCAUCGUUUCUGGCCUCCCCUUCCUGAGAGCUCCAUGGAGAAAAUGAAGCGGUUCAAACGACGUCUCUCUCAGACGCUACGAGGCAGCCACACUAUAGACGAGUCGCUGUCUGAGUUGGCUGAGCAGAUGACCAUUGAGGAGAAUGGCCUGAAGGAUAGCGAGCCCAUAGUGAGGAAUGGUCGUCCUCCGUCUGCCCACAGUGUACACUCCUUCCUCCACCAGUACACAGGCUCCUUUAAAAAGCCGCCGCUGCGACGACCUCAGAGCGUCAUCGGAGGAGGCCUGGGCUCUCUCAUGGUCAUGCCUCGCAACGGCAGCCGCCUCGAUAUCGUCCAUGAGAACCUGAAGAUGGGGUCGGACGGGGAGAGUGACCAGGCAUCGGGGACUUCCUCUGAUGAGGUGCAGUCGCCCACCGGUGUUUGUCUGAGGAACAGAGGGAACAGACGCAUCUCUGCAGAGGACCUGAACAAACGCCUUUCCCUGCCGGCUGACAUCCGGAUACCUGACGGUUACCUGGAGAAGCUGCAGCUGAGCAGCCCCCCCUUCGACCAGCCGCUGAGCCGACGCUCCCGUAGAGCAUCACUGUCAGAAAUUGGAUUUGGGAAGCUGGAGACUUACAUCAAACUGGACAAACUGGGGGAGGGCACAUACGCUACAGUCUUCAAAGGGCGGAGUAAGCUGACAGACAACCUUGUGGCACUGAAGGAGAUAAGACUGGAGCACGAGGAGGGGGCGCCAUGCACAGCUAUCCGAGAAGUGUCGUUACUGAAGGACCUGAAACACGCCAACAUUGUGACGCUGCACGACAUCGUCCACACAGACAAGUCGCUCACACUGGUCUUUGAGUACCUGGACAAAGACCUCAAGCAGUACAUGGAUGACUGCGGGAACAUCCUGAGCAUGCAGAAUGUCAAGAUUUUUCUGUUCCAGAUCCUGCGAGGCUUGGCGUACUGUCACAGACGGAAAGUUCUCCACAGAGACCUGAAGCCCCAGAAUCUGCUAAUCAAUGAUAGAGGAGAACUCAAACUAGCUGACUUUGGCCUGGCGAGGGCCAAGUCUGUGCCCACUAAAACAUACUCUAACGAGGUGGUAACACUUUGGUAUCGCCCUCCCGACGUGCUGCUGGGCUCCUCAGAGUACUCCACACAGAUAGACAUGUGGGGUGUGGGCUGUAUAUUUUAUGAGAUGUCUGCCGGCAGGCCCCUGUUCCCUGGUUCCACAGUGGAGGACGAGCUGCACCUCAUCUUCAGGCUGCUAGGCACUCCCACAGAAGACAACUGGCCUGGAAUAUCCUCUAUUGACGAGUUCAAGUCCUACAAGUUCCCCAAGUACAAGGUCCAGCCCCUCAUUAACCAUGCACCCAGGUUGGACACUGAUGGCAUCGACCUGCUGAUGUCAUUCCUAAAAUACGAGUCGAAAAAGAGGAUCUCUGCUGAUGAAGCAAUGAGACAGCCAUACUUCAGGAGCCUGGGGCCACGUGUGCACUCGCUGCCAGAGAGCAUAUCCAUAUUCACACUGAAGGAGGUCCAGUUGCAGAGAGACCCUGGCUACCGGAACUCAUCGUACCCUGAGUCCGGGAACGGAAAGAGCAGAAGACAAAGCAUGCUGUUUUAGAUUCUCUGGACUGUAUUUUUUAUUUUUUAUUUGGGAAGGAUCUCCUAGCUGUACAGUCUCGCUGAUGGAUCAGUAACCUGAGAUGGAUGUUGGCGUGGAGCAUCAUCAUCAUCAUCACUCCCCCAGAACUACUUGGGAAACUUGUCCACAGUGUGACCGACCGCCGUUCCAGGUUUGGCCUGAACCUGGCCCAAAAGAGACAUUUAUAUACUGUACAUCUAUAUUUAUUGAGAAGAGAAUUUGCUGCUAAAUACAACUACUGUCUAGAAUUCUAACGGGCUCAGUCACUUUAAUGAAUACAUGCAAUGUGUAUAGAUUUUUAAAUCUUUUUUUCUUUGAAGUGGUGAUAUUUUUAGUGAUUUUUUUUUUGUCGUUAUUUCCAUUUUCCUACAUGCAAAUCUCCACCUCAAAGCUCCUCAGUGUGUGUGGGUGUGUAAGGCACGCAGACAAACAGAGGGAUGUUUCUGUAGCAACUCGAAGGGGUUUGAUUUUCUGUCUGUUGCCACGGUGCCGUUCUCGGCGGCACCCAUCAUUUGUGACCGUUUACUCUGAAGGUUUUUGAGGCCAGCUUUGAACUGAUAAUUUUAUCUGGAGGCGAAUAUGAGAGCAGUGCUGCCAAGCUCUGUGCAAACAGAUCACAUUCUUGUCAGAUGCUGGCAUAUCAUUCCAGGAUGCUGCGGUCUCUUGUCGUGACCAAUGAACAAAUGCAGGGGGAAAAGAGGCGACGUAGAUUUAUUAACAAGGGCAUUACAGGAUUAGUUACGCCUCCUAAAGUCUUCAGAAAAUAUUUUAUAUAUUACUACAGUGAACAGCCUUCUCAUCCUUUUCCACCUCAAUCUGUCACAUUAUCUCCUCCAGUCUGUUACAAAGAGGGGAUGCAGAGUGAAUUCCCAGUGUUGAUAUCUGCUGCCUUUGUCCAUUACAAAUGUGUUCUCCUUUCUGCCAUUCCCAUCUAACAUCAGCUGUAAAAAUGGAUCCUUCUUUUUCUGGAUUGCCUCCAGCAUUGUGUUGCAUGCCUGCUCUGUUGUAUGAGGAAGCACACAGUCACUGAACUCCUAAUUGUGGGAGCAUUAGCUAUAGUCCUUCCCCUAGUGAAUACGAUCUAUUUAACAGUGUUCCAAGAGAUGUUUUGUAUGAUAUUCUUUAACUUUAUUUGUGGAUAAUUGUUAUUGGUGUGGGAUUUUCGUUGCAGAUGCCCUCCCAUAUGAGCCCCCCCCAGAGUAAAAAAAUAAAAUCUAAGGUUUAAACAGAAA